Molecule: messenger RNA, 1233 nt
Organism: Vavraia culicis subsp. floridensis
Lineage: Eukaryota; Fungi; Microsporidia; Pleistophoridae
Exons: 1
Coding region: 1-1233 (410 amino acids)
Source: RefSeq, a predicted model, not a curated record
AUGCCGUAUUCUGACAUACCCGAUACUGUUAAUACCGAUAACCAGAACGAUACUGAACCAGUCCUUGAUCCCGGUAAGUUGCCUGAUGAUAGUGAUGCAUUCAAAUUUAACAUGACUUGUGGUAAACUGCCCAAUGUUAACGGAGCGUACUGUACCAGUGGAAUUGUUAAUGAGCCAUGCAACACCGGCAACUCAGUUAGUUGGAAUGUUGGAUGUACAAAAAACCACGCUCUUAACUAUGGUUGUAUCGCACUAUCGGAUGUUAUAGAACCCGAUUAUAGUAAAAUUACUGGACUGAGCUUAGACUGUGUCAGUCAUCAAAAUGGAAGCUAUUCUGAAUGUAACGGAGUUAUUAACAGUAAAUUAAAUCCUGAAAAGGAGCAGUAUACGGAUCGUAGUGUAUUUAAGCACGAGAAGCUUCCCAAUUCACAUUGGAUAUUUGAUGUUGGUAAUUCGUUCCAAUUUAAUGUUAAAUGUGUUGACCAUGAUACCGCGUAUAAUCCACAGAGAGCGAAUUUGUCGAGUGACAACACGUCUUACCCGAGUGUUUAUGAGAAUUUUGAGCCUUUGAAUACGAGCCUUUAUGAAAAUGUGCGUCCUGGGUCUAGGAAUAUGAAUAUUUUCGAAGAUGAGUACAAGGAUAAUGAAGUUUCGAAUGAUUCAGAUGCACUUGUUAUGAAAUGUGUCGGAGGAACCGGUGUUAAAGAGCGAUAUUUCGAUGAGGGUGUCGAGUUUAGACUGCAUAAAAUUGAAGAAAAUGAUAAUGGUACGAUCUAUACGGUUGAAUCUGGCGUUGGUGGACAUGGUCCAAGUAGAAUAACUGGGUUGGAAAUCAAUUGUCCUACUUAUACGGAUAGUAAGCUGAAUUGUGAUGGUAAAGUAUAUUUUGGGCAACCCAACUCUGAUCGAUUACUCAAGGCUGAAGAGUUUGACACAACGUCCGGAAUACCAAAACUGAGUUCUAAUGAAAGCAAUCGCCUAUACGAUGCUGUGUGCACGGAUGUAACCAACUCUUUAUGCAGCAACCAGGAAUCAUCAUCAAACUAUCAAGAUCAGGAGUAUAUCGCAGGUGCUGUAGCGGUAUAUAUAACACUGUUUCUGGGCAUUCUUGUUAUUAUCACCGCUUUGGUACGGUAUUUGAAGAAACGAAGAGCUAAAAGACAGCAGAGUGUGAUAGACGCUUUAUCUGAAGAGCAAGAAAUGGGGUAUAAGAAACGGUUGAUUGAACCAUGA